AUGAACUUAGUCGUAUUUUCGGGCGGCACUGCUACAAACUCGUUGACUCCCAGUUUCUACAAUUUGACAGUCUCUAAAGGUCAUGAACUGACGUACGUUUUACCUAUCUCGGAUAAUGGUGGGUCCACGAGCGAGAUAUUAAGGGUCCUGGGCGGUCCCGCUAUUGGUGAUAUCAGAUCCAGAAUUGUACGCCUCUUGGAGGACGAGAAACUGGUCAUUGUCUUUGGGUACAGGUUGUCGGAAGACUGUCACGAGGCUAAAAGGGAGUGGAAUGAAAUAGUGGAGGGGACACACCAGGUAUGGAAAGCGGUCCCCCAAGAGGUCAAAGAGAUGUGUAGAGCCUUUAUUAUCCACAUAAACUCGGAGCUACUUAAAAAAUCAAAGAGUUACGCCAACAGGUUCAAGUUUGAGAAGGCCUCGAUCGGUAACCUGUUUUUGACUGGAGCCAGGUUGUUCUUGGGUAGCCUUGACGCAUCCAUCGAGUUGAUGAUGAGGAUUGGGAGGUGUAAUCCAAAGGUAAACGUCAUCCCCUGCAUCAACACAAGUCACACGCAUCACAUCUCCGCAUUGCUGACCAACGGCGACGUCAUAACAGGACAGUCGCAAAUCUCUCAUCCUUCAAAACCUUCCGUCAAUCGUGCCGCAUCUAGACACGGAACUUUGAUGAACGAAGAACAGGACUUGUUCGAAAACUCUCUUAAUGCCGGGUCUAACUACAUGGACGGCAUGAAUAAGGGCGGCACCAUUGCCAUUGGACCAUCUGCAGAAAACUCCAUGGUGGAAGAGCAAGGGGGCGCAGAAACGGAAGAGGAGGAAGAGUACGCUAACCCAAUUUAUAUCUUACCGGAGUUGAAAAACUCGCAACUGCAUUUCGAUAAGUGUGAUUCUGAUGAAAUGUUGCCAGCACCAAUCAGAAGAAUUCUCUACAUCAACCCGUACGGAGAAGAGAUCAAACCAUUAGGUAACUCAAGGGCCGUGUCCAAGAUUAAGGAAGCAGACAUGAUAGUGUACUCCAUCGGCUCUCUGAUGACGAGUCUUAUGCCAAUCAUUAUACUGGGGAACAUUGCCAGCACGAUCUUAGACUGCCCCAAGAAGCAUAAAAUCCUUAUAAUCAACAACAAGUAUGACCGGGAAACUUUUGGUCAUGACGCGUACCAUUAUGUCAAAAUGGUGGUAGAGUCGAUGACUAGAGCCGUGAUGAAUUACAGGCAGACUAGAGGCAUUGUCGCUUCAACUUUGAAAAACUUGAAAUGGGAUUGCUUCAUUACGGAUAUAAUAUACCUUACUGGAGGAGAUAUUCAAAUGGAUUGGGGAAGUCUUUCCGAACAUAACAUUGUGUGUCAUGGUAUCAACUCUGAUAAGCUAUCAAAUGAGGACUUGGAAGUCGUCCUGAAAAAGAUUCACUCGUUGAGUACUUGA
This is a messenger RNA of Huiozyma naganishii CBS 8797, 1419 nucleotides long. RefSeq lists its product as uncharacterized. Bases 1 to 1419 code for a protein of 472 amino acids. Gene Ontology annotation, molecular function: LPPG:FO 2-phospho-L-lactate transferase activity. The record is from RefSeq and is a predicted model, not a curated record. Lineage: Eukaryota; Fungi; Ascomycota; Saccharomycetes; Saccharomycetales; Saccharomycetaceae. The transcript has a single exon.